Messenger RNA from Trifolium pratense (red clover), 1593 nucleotides. Its product is annotated as 2-oxoglutarate and iron-dependent oxygenase domain-containing protein CP2-like. Gene Ontology annotation, molecular function: oxidoreductase activity, acting on paired donors, with incorporation or reduction of molecular oxygen; iron ion binding; L-ascorbic acid binding. Bases 157 to 1311 code for a protein of 384 amino acids. The transcript has 9 exons. NCBI's taxonomy places the organism in Eukaryota, Viridiplantae, Streptophyta, Magnoliopsida, Fabales, Fabaceae. The record is from RefSeq and is a predicted model, not a curated record.
UUCACUUCACUCUUAACUUGUCCAAUUGAAAAAACAAAACCCUAACAAAAUUCAACUCUUCAUCUCCAUUUUCAUUUUCACCUAAAAAAAAACCCUAAUUUCCCCAAUUUCAUCCCCAAUUCUCAUGAAAUCCUCUUAAUUCACUGCUCCCAAUCCAUGGAUCCCGAAAUGUCGCACCAAGAUGGCAACUACAACGAGUCGCCGGCGAAGAGUGAGGUAAUCGGAAACGGAACAGUUACCACUAUGGCGAAUUCGAGGUUGAAGCUGAGGGUGCACCCUAACAAGGAUCACAAACCAGAAGGUUACGAUGAUCUUGAUUUGGAUUUCAAUCCUUCCAUUUUCAGCUCGUUGGAAAGAUAUCUUCCUUCGAAUAUGCUUGGUAUUCCUCGUGAUGAUAAAGCUAAGUUCAUGCGUGAGAUUUUGCUUAAGUAUCUUCCAAGUGGAGAACGUCACAGAACACAGAAGCAUCAGGAAUACAGAGAGAAGAUAAAAUCAAAUUAUCAGCCUUUACAUCGCGAGUUGUAUGCUCUGAAUCCUACUACAUUCUUUUUGCCGACAUUUCUGAAAGCAAUCAGUGAUAACACAGAGCAAAGCUUUAGAAGCAUAAUAUCUGAGCCCUCUCCAGGCAUUUAUGUAUUUCCAAUGCUUCAACCAGACUUUUGUGAGCUGUUGCUAUCUGAGAUUGAAAACUUUGAGAAAUGGGUGGCUGAAGCAAAAUUUCGGAUCAUGCGUCCCAAUAGAAUGAAUAGAUAUGGUGCUGUACUUGAUGACUUUGGCCUUGAACCGAUGCUUGACAGGCUUAUGGAUGAUUUUGUUCGUCCUUUAUCUAGAGUGUUCUUUCCAGAAGUUGGUGGAUCAUCCCUGGAUUCGCAUCAUGGAUUUGUUGUUGAAUAUGGUGAAGAUAAAGAUCUUGACUUGGGUUUCCAUGUGGAUGACUCGGAAGUAACCUUGAAUGUUUGCUUGGGCAAGGAAUUUUCCGGGGGGGAGUUGUUUUUUCGUGGCUCAAGAUGCGAGAGACAUGUAAAUACAGGAACUCAAUCAGAGGAAGCCUUUGAUUAUUCUCAUGUCCCUGGACGGGCUGUGCUUCAUCGUGGUCGACAUCGUCAUGGUGCUAGAGCUACAACAUCUGGCCAUCGAAUCAACCUCCUUAUGUGGUGCAGAAGUUCUGUCUUUAGAGAGAUGAAACUGUACCAAAAAGAUUUCUCCGACUGGUGUGGUGAAUGCAAUCGUAUGAAAAAGGAAAGACAGCGGUCCACAUGUGCUGCUACUAGAUUGGAAUUGAUCGCAAGAGAAGGUGAAUCGACAGCAUAGUGUGUUUUGCUCAGUGGAUUGGUUGUAAAAUUGUAAUGGUUUCUAGGUAAAAAGGACUAAUUUAAAAAUGACAUUGUCAUUUUGAUAUUUAUAUCCUAUAAAAUUGUAAUGGUUUCUAUGAAGCCUAUUUAAUGUCUUUCUGGGGUGUAUGUAAGCUAGUUUAAUGCUCAUUGACAUUGUCAUUUUGUGAUGCAUAAAACCGCAAUAACAUGACUAGUGAUAUAGCUUUAGGCUGUAAUUAACUUUUACUUAAGUUUCUAUGGUUCAUUGCCUAUUGCAUCA